Ostrea edulis (European flat oyster) is the source of this 1596-nucleotide messenger RNA. RefSeq lists its product as uncharacterized. The record is from RefSeq and is a predicted model, not a curated record. The transcript has a single exon. NCBI's taxonomy places the organism in Eukaryota, Metazoa, Mollusca, Bivalvia, Ostreida, Ostreidae. Bases 412 to 1323 code for a protein of 303 amino acids.
UUAUUAUUAUUUUAUUUUUUUUGACCAAAUUUUUCUCGAAAACUAUACAGUGGUUUUCAGUGAAACUUUCAGGAAAAAUGCAUUAUAUUAUGAAAUUUGUUUAUCACAAAAAAAAUUUGGGAAAAUUCCAUUUCGGUUCCAAGUUAUGGACAAUUUCCUGAUUUUCAAAUGGAACUUUGUCCGCGGGUGAUCUACAGGAAGGGCUAAAGAUAUGAACUGGAGACUUACCAUCGUCGGUUACCCACGGGUGCUUCUAUUCGAUUAUCUCCAUCAUCACCCGUGGGUCAAUCCUAUUCAAAUAGCUCGUUUCUCAUUAAAUAUGCAUGAACUUUUUGACCUUUUCUUAUCCAAUGAAAUCAUCGGUUACAUAUACCUAUUGAUCUUCUGCUUCGGAGAUAAAUAUGGUGGCCCAUGAUUACGAUGCAAAAAGGUAACCAAGGGAAAAGUUGUGAAAUAUGUAGCGAAAUUAUCAAAGACAAAAAAUCCUGCAGACAGGUGAAAUCAAAUGUAGAUUUUUGUCAGUUAUUUUUAGAACUGAACUUGGAAGAAGACGGUUACGUUUGCAAGUUUUGUGUUAACAAGUUAAAUAGACUUGUCAGAAUUGACGACGACAUUAAAACGAAAGUAGCGAAGUUGACCGAGAAACGGAAUGAGUUGUUGGCGGAAUUAAAAAAUGCUGUCGGUAGCAAAGUACUUACACCUGUCAUUAAAAAACGGGGACGACAAAAAAACACACCAACACCCCGUAAACUAAAGGUCCGACGCUUGUUGUCAUUCCCAAAUUCUCCUGGAGCUAGUGACGUGCGUGACCCAGCUGAUUCCAUAAAGCCAUUGAGAGAUGAAUCAGCAGGAGAGAGAUCUCAGCAAGCUGCAGAUGUAUUGGAUGAACAAAUUCAGCCCUUAGUUGUAGACAGUGUACAACCUGAUUCACAAACUAAGUUAUACCAUGAAAAGGACUUUGAUGUCAAGGUAAUAUUAAAAUAUUAUUACUUUUAUUGUAGUGAAAUAUGGGGAGUGAAUCUCUCAUUCAAAGAUAUCAGUGCAGACAGUGAAGUGACUUUUUCAAUGAAUUACCAGUCACAGAUGAGAGGUGUGACUCAGGAACCAGUCACUGUGCAGUUUAAUGCUAGUGCAAAUCAAAACUCCAACCCAGGAAUCAUUUACUCCUCAGGAAAUCAAGGAAAAGUGGUGUCUUUUUUGAAAGAGAAAAUUCGGAAAACUAAGGAAAAUCCAUCUCCACCCAUUGAAAUCUUAGGUGUCAAUGUUGAUAAGAAAAUCAUGGCAUUGGUUUCUUCUGCUUGCUACUCAGAAAAGAAUAACUGACAAGGAUCUUCCAACAGAUGAAUCCUUAGCUGAUGUAGAAACGAUUGACAGUUGUGAGUUUGUUCCAUCUGAAGAUGAAAUCGAAGAAUAUCAGAAAAAUACACAAUUCCAUGUGGCAAAAAUUUUAACAAAGUAUAUCGAGGAGCUGAGGCAAUUCGAGAGACUCCUUCCAAAUAACAUCCAGCACCCAUAUAUUGAAAAAACUUCCCAGAAGUCUGUGUUCAUUAACUGUGAUUUAAUUGAUGAAAGUGAAAAUUCCUCUGAUGGAAUGAU